AUGGCUCAAUCUACAUCUGAUGCAACCAGUGCACCUACAAAACCUUCAACCAAUCCAGGCAGUUUUGAAGAGCUGCAUCGUAAAACCCGUGAUGUCUUUCCCAUGUGUUUUGAGGGAGCUAAGGUGAUGGUGACCAAAGGUCUCAGCUCCCAUUUCCAGGUUUCUCACACGUUGUCGAUUUCUCCCACGAAUACAGGGUAUCGAUUUGGUGCCACAUACGUCGGCACAAAAGUAGCCGGACCACAGGAACAAUAUCCAAUCUUUCUAGGAGACACUGAUGUCUCUGGAAAUACUACUGCAACAGUUUUACAUCAAUUCGGGGAUAAUUACCGUUUACGCGUGCAGGCUCAAGUACAGCAAAACAAAAUCGUUGGAGCUCAAGGAGGGCUUGAAAGAAGAGGUCGUUUAACUACGUUUGGUUUAACAUUUGCCAACACUGAUCUCGUCAACGAGAGCGGCGUAAUUGUUGGUCAGAUGUUGCGGAAGCUGACCAAUAGACUUGACGUCGGCGCAGAAAUUCUUUAUCAGUAUGGAAAACAAAUUCCAGGCCAACAAGUGUCCAUGUUGUCAUAUGGAGCUCGUUAUACCACACCGAUUUGGACAGCAGCAGCAACUCUAGGCUCUUCAGGUGCUCAUUUCACCUACUAUCACAAGCAGGCCGAGAAUCUUGCAUUCGGUGUAGAAUUUGAAAGCAAUUCCAACGUUGGCGAG
Ostertagia ostertagi is the source of this 711-nucleotide messenger RNA. The record is from the annotation of a GenBank genome assembly. NCBI's taxonomy places the organism in Eukaryota, Metazoa, Nematoda, Chromadorea, Rhabditida, Trichostrongylidae.